This is a messenger RNA of Branchiostoma floridae (Florida lancelet), 3856 nucleotides long. RefSeq lists its product as uncharacterized. The coding region runs from base 191 to 3442 and encodes 1083 amino acids. The transcript has 17 exons. Lineage: Eukaryota; Metazoa; Chordata; Leptocardii; Amphioxiformes; Branchiostomatidae. Gene Ontology annotation, molecular function: protein binding. The record is from RefSeq and is a predicted model, not a curated record.
ACAAAAAUGGUUUCAUUUCACCAUUUUGCAGUCUACACGCAUCUUACACGGGACAUUCCCAUUGGCUUGUGUUUCCUCCCAGACGGAGCUGGACACGCUGCGUGCCAGAUGGGAGGGUUUCUAUGACGCUCACACCGCCAUUUUGGGGUACGAAUGGAAUGUGGGGACAUGUCCCGGAUGUGAUGACGUCAUGGAAGCGGAACAUGUCGGCUUGCUUACCGAUGUUUCUGCGAGUCAUCUCGGCCUUGUCCCCGGUAAGAAGUAUUACGUCACAGUAACCGCCUGUAACGCAGCAGACCUCUGUACGUCAGUCUCAUCUGAUGGCGUCAUCAUCGACAACUCCCCUCCGGCCCCGGGGGUGGUGUAUGAUGGGGUGGAUGACAUGGACAGUCACUUCCAAGCAUCAAGAACAACUCUGGGAGCACAUUGGUUUGGCUUCCACGAUCCACACUCCGGAUUGUCUCACUACGAGUGGCGUGCAGGCACGACCCCUGGCGGAGAAGACUUGUACGGCACCACGCGACUACAUCUGACAGAGUUGGUCCACAUCUCCCAGCUGGAUCCUCCUCUUCCACUCAACCAUACCGUGUACAUUACAGUUAGAGCAUACAACCAAGCAGGAUUGUACGUUGAGAGAACGUCCAACGGCUUCUAUGUUGACGAAUCUUCACCAGUGAUGUUAGAGGAACCACAGUUUGAUCUGACCCAGGGGUCCAUUAUUCCUGAUACACAGGUGUGGAGAACAACCCUGUCCGUGAGGUGGGAGGUUGUUGACCCCGAGAGUUCCAUCGAGCGGCAGCACCUGUCAGUCAUCACUCACCACCAGGCCGGGAUGGACAUAGAGCCUGUGGAGAUCGCCGGUUCCAUCCGAGACUUCAGGUUUACUAACCUAUCACUACAUGACGGGGACACGUACUACGUACGGCUGGUGGCCUGUAACGGUGCCAAGCUGUGUACAUCAGGGCAGACUCACGGAGUUCUGGUGGACUCCACCCCUCCCACAGUAGGUAUGUUAGCCGUACAGACCGACCAUGCUGCCCAGUUAUGGCGUCACCGUGACGGCUGGAUGACGUACCACCAACAGAACGGCACCGCCCCGCCUCACGUCAGGUUGGCCUGGCUCGGCUUCACGGACAUCCACACUGGGAUCCAGGAAUAUCACGUCACCAUCGGGUCGACUUUUGGUGGCACAGAUCUCACGGUGGAUACUGAACCUCCGUCAGCAGGAAUAGUUUACGACGGUGCGAACAUUCACGACAUGGACUUUCAGAACUGCAGUUCUCACGUGGCCGCUAGCUGGCACGGCUUCUCCGAUCUCCAGUCGUACAUCCACCACUAUGUGUGGUGUGUGGGAUCCACGCCUGGGACUGACGAUAUCCUGACUUGUACAGAUGUGGGAAUAAGUCUGGCGGAAGUGAAAGAGAUUUCACCUGCACUUCCAACUGGUACAAAGUACUUCUCUACGGUGUACGCUGUGGAUGCUGCAGGACUGACGUCAUCACCCGCAGUGUCUGAUGGGAUACUGGUGGACACCACUCCACCGGAAGUGUUGAACAAGUUUAAUUUCGGUCCAAACCUGCUGGAUAACCCGUCAUUUGAGAACAUUCAGAGUUCUGCAAGCACCAACCUUAUAUCAGACCUUGGAAGUGCUGGUAACGUCGGCCUUACAGGAACAGACAACAGCAGUGCUAGUAACAGCAGUCACGUCAAUUUACGUAACAACAGCUUUACAUCAGCUAACAACGGUGAGCCAGCCCACUGGAACAUCUCCGGUGUAGCGGCCGUGAUGUCACCGUCCACGGCUGUGUCUCACCACGGAGUUUCCUACCUCCUCCUGCACGGGUCCAUCUCACAACUCAUCCCGACCAGUCCUGGUGAGAGAUACCGCCUGACGCUUCACGCCUCUCCCAUCUUCCCCUCUAACACACCAGUGGUGGCACAGGAGGGGUACGUCAUCAGUCCCGGCAUGCACCGCGUGUUCAAACUGUACCAGCGGCCGUCCCACCUGGAGGGGGCGGAGCUACACGUGGACAGGAACAUCACGUGGCACAAGCACGUGUUCUACUUCACAGCUGUAGAACACGUGUCUGAGGUAGUCAUCGGAUCUGUAGGGCCUUGGAGCGGGAUUACCCUGGACGAUGUAAAGGUCCAAGAGAUGCGGCAGGGAUCCCGCCCCCCUCCAGCCAACCCCAACCCGACCAACCAGCUGACCAGUCCUGUCCACCUGGAGACCAGCUUCGCGCACGACUGGACCUCCGUGUGCGCCGCCUGGGACUUUGUGGACCCUGAGAGUCCGAUAGUCGGCUAUAGCUGGGCCAUCGGUACAGUCAGGGGUGGGACUCAGCUUCAAGACUUCAAGACAGUCGGGAGAAACACGCAUGCGCACAAUGAAGACGUUAGGCUGAGUCAUGGAUCGUUUGUUCACGUGACAGUCGUGGCUGAAAACGAGGCCGCUCUUCGUUCUGUUGUGUACUCGGACCCGGUCCUGGUAGACCUGACACCUCCUGUCAUAUCUCUGGUCAAGGACGGUAGUGAUGAAGAAGACGUGGACUUCCAACAGUCCAAGACCGUCACUGUCCACUGGAACGUCACUGAUGAUGAGAGUGGGGUAGAGUUCUGUGAAGUUGCUAUAGGUUUGAGUCCAGGAUCAGGAGAAGUCCACCGGUUUACCCAGCAGGCAACACUCUACAGCGCCACCUUUGACCUUACCGGUCACCUGACCCACGGUGAUACUGUCUACUCCACUGUCCGCUGUCAUAACUACGCAGGGAUGACGUCACACGUGACGUCAAAUGGUGUCACCAUUGUCAGUCAGCCGCCAAACAGUGAUCAAGCCAUAGUGGAAACUAUGAGUGCGCCUCAGUUCUACUACCCGACCCGAGCCUCCCAUCAGUCUGCUGCUGACGUCAUCCACCUGUCCUGGGAAGGGUUCUUUGAUGUUUCCGGCAUCAAGAAUUAUCAGUGCCGUGUGACUGGCCCUGGUUUGACUGACUUCCCGUGGAUAGAUGUUGGUCUGACCGGACAGACUCACGCAACCCUGUCAGGGCUCCACCUGCACAACUACAACAGGUAUGAGGUACACGUCCGAGCUGUCAAUCACGUGGGCUUGGUCAGCGAUGAUGUCAUCUCAGAAAUCUAUGUGGAGAUGGAGCGACCACUGGUAACAACAGGCCGGUUCCAGAGCUGGUGGCCCCGGCAGGGAGUGAUGAUGUUCGACUGGACAGGCGUGUUCCUCAGUAACUCCUCCCUCAUUUACGAGGUGUCCAUAGGGACCAUGGCAGCCGGAAGUGACGUCAUGCAGUGGAGAGAAACAGACAAGACCGAGAUGCGUCUGGACGGUAUGGACAGCAACAAAGAGCACUAUGUCGUCAUCACAGCUGUUAAUCAAGCCGGGCUGUACACGACUGAGUGUUUUGUGCUAUCCUACCCGGGAAACGGGUAAACGGUUUACAAUCAAACUAUUGCAAAACUACCGUCCUAUAGCAGGUAUAAUGUCGGGGAGAGCGUUUUAUAUGUAGACGACUAGCUACUGGCUUGUUACAUUAAUUCAAUACAAUCUACAUUUAGUUUGUAAGCUAUAAAAUAUGGAGGAUACAAAUGGAAGACGCACAGCUAAAGUGACAUAUGCUGAUAAUAAAGAAUAAACAGAAUUAAGUCAUUAUUUUACUUUUUAUACAUGAAUGUGCAUUGCAUGGACUCGUAUUAGGCUGUAUGAAUAUAUAGCCGACAUUGUGUCUGGAAGUUUCACUACGUUUCCGGGGAAAUAUUAGGCUAGUCUAACACUUCAUUAUCUGAAUCGAUCAAAUUCUGUUUUACUUAUAAUAUUGACGUUAAGAAAUGAUGCUCAUAUUGAACA